GGCGGCGGGGCUAGCGCUGGUGGGGGAUCCGUACAGAAGAAACUUAUGGGAGAAUGAAGGAGAUGGUGGGCGGCUGCUGCGUGUGUUCCGACGAGCGGGGCUGGACCGAGAACCCCCUGGUGUAUUGCGACGGGCAUGGCUGUAACGUGGCGGUGCAUCAAGCCUGCUAUGGAAUUGUCCAGGUUCCCACUGGGCCGUGGUUCUGUCGAAAAUGUGAAUCUCAAGAGAGGGCCGCCAGGGUGAGGUGUGAGCUGUGUCCCCAUAAAGAUGGAGCGCUGAAGCGGACAGACAAUGGAGGCUGGGCCCACGUUGUCUGUGCUCUCUACAUCCCUGAGGUGCAGUUCGCUAACGUCCUCACCAUGGAGCCAAUUGUCCUCCAGUACGUGCCCCACGACCGGUUCAAUAAGAUUUGUUACCUCUGUGAGGAGCAAGGCCGGGAGAGCAAAGCAGCCUCCGGAGCUUGCAUGACCUGCAACCGACAUGGCUGUCGUCAAGCCUUCCACGUCACCUGUGCUCAGAUGGCCGGGCUCUUGUGCGAAGAAGAAGUCUUAGAAGUUGACAAUGUGAAAUACUGUGGCUAUUGCAAGUACCACUUCAGUAAAAUGAAGACAUCACGUCAUUCCGGUGGGGGUUCGUUCAUAGCGGGAAGGAGAAGCCGGUCGACGUCCCCUGCCCAAGAGAAGCACGUGUCUCACCAUGAAAAACCAAAGAAGAGCCGGAAGGACAAGGAAAGACCAAAACAGAAGCACAAGAAGCGUUCGGAAUCACCUACCAAUCUGACACUGACCUCCGCGCCUGUUACCACCGAAAAGAGCUCCACCAACCACCACGAGAGCAGUAAAGAAAGCACCGAGGUCAUCAGGUCAGAGGUGAAAGGGAAAAAGUCUUCGAGCCAUGGAACGAGCCACAAGGCCAAGAAGUCGGGAAGUGGGAAAAGCUCUACCGGUUUCAACUCGUCGUCUUCUAGCAGCACAUUCCCGUCCGCAGGUACUUCGUGCAGCUCCUUGCCCUUCUCCCAGGACUUUGUGACCUUCCCCAAGCUUGAGCAGCCGCCUCAGCAGCAGCCAUCACCGCCUGAGGAGGAGAAGUACCGUAAGCCCGCCUCUUCCUCUUCCUCCUCCGCCCAUUGCUCCCCAUUGUACGAAGGGCAGAAAGGCGACGUCUUUGAGCAGAAGGUGGUCUUCUCAGGCUUUGGCUCCAUCAUGCGCUUCUCCACGACCGCCGUCAGCCAGCCGAGGGGCCGCGAUGCCUCUCCGGUGGACUACAAAGCCUCGAACCCCAUUGUCAGCCCCCCGGGGGGCGGUGGCAGCAGUGGUGGUGGCAACCACAAGCGCAUGCCGUCCCUCAACGUGGAAGAGGGGGAAGUCUUGAAGGAGAAGAAGCACAAGGCCAGUAAGAAAAACAAGCAUGGGCCCGGGAGGCCCAAAGGGAGCAAGAACAAGGAGGGUCCGGUGGCCCAGCUGGUUGGGUCCACAGCGACCUCCUCUUCUCCCUUCUCCGGAGGGUCGCUGGUCAGUUCUAGCAUUGGUGGAUCCUCCCGGUCCUUCAGCCAUGCGGUGAGCCUUCCAAGCCUCAGUCUGGAAUCCCCGCUUCUGGGAUCGGGGAUCUACACAAGCAACAAGGACCCCAUUUCGCACGGGGGCGGGGUGCUCCGGACUGUGUGCAGCACCCCCCUCUCCUCCAGCCUCCUGGCGCACCAGGGCACGUCGUCCCUCCCCCAGCUCACCCGCUCGCCCUUCGCUAGCACCAUCCCAGCAGCCUCCUCCUCCUCCUCCUCUGUCUCCACAACCCAGGUGUUCUCGCUGGCGGGAUCUACAUUCAGCCUCCCCUCCUCGCACAUUUUCGGAAGCCCCCUCACCUCAGGGCUGUCCAUGAACCCCUUGCUGAACCAAACGGAGAACAACCAGACAGAACCAGAUAUAGAAGACUGUAAUUUUGCCUGCCGAGGGCCGUCCCCCCAAGAGAGUCUUUCUUCCAUGUCCCCCAUCAGCAGCCUCCCCACCCUCUUCGAUCAGACGGUGUCGGCCAGCAGCGGGGCCCUGGAGAACGUCCCCCAGGCAACCCCGAACAUUGAGCAGCUCCUGGAGAAACAGGGCAACGGGGAGGCCGGCGUCAACAUUGUAGAAAUGCUCAAGGCCCUCCAUUCGCUGCAGAAAGAGAACCAGCGGCUCCAGGAGCAGAUCAUGACUUUGGCGGCCAAGAAGGAGCGCCUGCAACUCCUGAACGUCCAGCUCUCUGUCCCUUUCCCUGUGGUCACCACCAGCAAGACAGAGAGAUUCUGGACACGACUUGUGUUUUCCCCUCUAGCCUGCAGCAGUGACUCUCUGAGCGCCAGCAAGAGCCCCCCCUGCAAGAACAGCUAUGGCAUCGAAAACUCACUCUCCACUUCCUCCGAGGAUCCUCACUCGGGCUGUCCCAGCAGAAGCAGCUCUUCCCUGUCCUUCCACAGCACGCCUCCCCCCCUGCCCUUGUUACAGCAGAGCCCUGCCUCCCUCUCGCUGACCGCUGGAGUGCAGCAGCAGCCACCGGUGAACGGCUUGGCCAGGGCGCUGGGGGCCACCCACGGAGGAGGUGUCCCUGCCAAUCACAGCCUGGUGGAAGGUCUCCUUGGAACCCUGGCUGGAGGGCAGCAGGUCCCUGUGAAUGGUAUCCUUGGGGGGCUGAAUGGAACGAUGGCGGCGCAGGCGCAGAAUCCCCUCCUGGCGCAGACCACCGGUCCCCAAGCCCUGCAGCUCUCCACCAAUCCAAACAGCCUCAGCCACCUGACAGAACAUCAGCGGCAGCUCCUCAGCCAGCACGAGCUCCAGCUACAGCAGCUACAGCAGCUCCUCACCUCACAGCCCCUCAACCCGGAACAGCAAGCCUUGGUGUUCCAGAUGAUUCAGCAGAUCCAGCAGAAAAGGGAACUGCAGCGGCUCCAGAUGGCGGGGACCUCUCAGCUGCCCAUGGCUGGCCUCUUGCCAGCCAACUCCACGUCCCUCCUCCACUCCAACAGCACUGCUCCAUCAGCUGUCAGCAGCACCCUCCUGGCUUCCAUCUCCCCUCAACAGCUCAAUCCGGCCAGCUCCUUGAUGGCUUCCUCACCACUCAGCGCCCCCGGGAACAGCUUGAUGUCAGUGGCCGCCGGGACAACCAUCCCGCCUGUCCUUUCCGCACAGACAAACCCUUUCCUCAACCUGCAGGGUGAAAGCAACAGUCAGAAGGGACUGAGCAUGAAUGAAAAGGGAGGUGGCCCUGCUCAGGACAAAGGCUAAUUUCUGAAAUCCUGGGGCUUCUUUCUACCGUAGGAAAAGAGUCUCACCUUGAGCCACGGAUCGUGAAACGUAGAGCGACCACGCGCAA
Molecule: messenger RNA, 3342 nt
Organism: Heteronotia binoei (common prickly gecko)
Lineage: Eukaryota; Metazoa; Chordata; Lepidosauria; Squamata; Gekkonidae
Gene: MLLT6
Product: MLLT6, PHD finger containing
Exons: 20
Coding region: 54-3254 (1066 amino acids)
Biological process (GO): regulation of transcription by RNA polymerase II
Cellular component (GO): nucleus
Molecular function (GO): histone binding; nucleosome binding
Source: RefSeq, a predicted model, not a curated record